GUUACAUACAACAGAUUUCAAAAAAUAUCAAAAUUGGUCGAUAUUCUGUUUAUUUAUUCCUUAGAAAAUAAGUGAUUUACGUUUAUAAUAAAGAAAAAAAGUUUUCAUUUGCAUUGUGUAAAAGGACCGGCCAUCCGUGCAAGUGUUGCCCAAAAGACGUUAGGAUUCAAAAACUUGGCAGUGUGACGCCUCAUUCGAAGAAAAAGGAGGAAAGGAAAACAUAUUCCUUCCAAUAUCAAGUGAAUGAUUGAGGUAUCAGCCCAUAUGUUCAAACGAUAUGGGAAAAAAAUCACUAAUAACCUGGUGGAAGCAAUUGAGAAUUCAUAAAGCAACUGAGAAUGAACUAUUUGGAUUAAGCCUUUCUGAAGCUUUGGAAGUUUCCAAAGUAGCCAUUUUCCUCACCCGAAAAGAUGGUGAAAAAGUGUUUUAUGGUUAUAUACCGGCAGUAGUUGCAAAAUGUGGAUUUUUCUUAAAACAAAAUGCUACACAAGUAAAAGGAAUAUUCCGAGUUAAUGGCUCUUCAAAAAGAAUUCAGUUACUUCAGAAAGCGUUUAGCACGAGCCCAGAUUACGGUCGUAGCUUCGAAUGGAAUGGCUAUACCGUUCAUGAUGCCGCCAACGUCUUUCGAAGAUUUAUUAACUUGAUGCCUGAGCAUGUAAUUCCUCUAGAUUACUAUGAGCUUUUCCGUGAGCCCAUGACUCUUUCUAAUUUGACGGAUAAUGAUCGUAUUGAAAUGUAUCGCCAACGUAUAGAUAAGCUUCCUAUUCCAAAUCGACAGCUUCUUCUCUAUCUAUUAGAUUUGCUUGCUGUUUUCGCUUCAAAUUCUCACAUAAAUCUUAUGUCCGCCGAAAAUUUAGCCGCUAUUUUUCAACCUGGUAUCCUAUCCCAUCCUAGUCACGAAGUAUACUCUAAAGACUACAAAAUUUCACAGAAUGCACUUUUAUUUUUAAUCAGUCAUCAAGGAAGCUUCAUAAAGACUAUUCCUCUUUCUUCGUUACCUCCCUUAGUUCCCAGUCCGACUUCUCCCAAUGCCUCUUCCUCGACGUUGGUAACACAAUCUGAUGGCCAUUCUAGAGUACAUCUUUAUAACUCUAAAAGUGGAACCAUUAAACGAUGGCGUUCUUUCAGCCGUCAAUCGAAUAAGAACUUUUCCACAGCUGACAUUCUUGAUCGUAGUCCUAAUAUGGGUGAUCUAAAGGUAAAUAGUUCCCAAAUUAAAGGUAAACCUAGAUCCAACUCAUUAUCUCGGAGUGGGUCUAUGAAGUUUUUUCAUACAUUGGAUCGUCGGAGGGACACCUAAACAGGUAACGAAUCAUUGAUUUUUUACGACGAUAUUAUAAGUGGAAGUAUGUUAUUGGUUUUCUGUAUAUAGUUCUGUAUAGAUUCUACCUAUCGUUCUUUUAUUUACAUUGGUUUCUUAUUUAAGUGUUAUGUUUUUUUUGGUUUUUUUUGGGAUUUAUAUUUGGUAGCUUUUCGUUAAAGAUUUUGCGCAAGACUACCAUUUUCAAAACGAUCGUUUACUUACCUUUUUUUACAAGUUCAGUUUUAUCGCUUAAUUUCUUGAACUUUCUGAAAUGUUGUUUGGAAGCCUGUCUUUCCUCGUUGGCGAUUACAGACCUUAUAUGAUCGUUUGCAGGCUUUAUCAAAUGGUUGUCUGUUUUUGAAGUACAAAGAUUUAAUGGGUUUCUUUUUUUUUACUGCGGAAUUUUGGAUUUUUGUAUAUAAUGUCUGUAUGUGUAAGGAAAAUUGUACCUUGUCAAUAAUUUUGUUAAGCUGUUAGUAUUCAAG
Molecule: messenger RNA, 1788 nt
Organism: Schizosaccharomyces cryophilus OY26
Lineage: Eukaryota; Fungi; Ascomycota; Schizosaccharomycetes; Schizosaccharomycetales; Schizosaccharomycetaceae
Product: rho-type GTPase activating protein Rga5
Exons: 1
Coding region: 278-1300 (340 amino acids)
Biological process (GO): activation of GTPase activity; regulation of fungal-type cell wall organization; signal transduction
Cellular component (GO): cell cortex
Molecular function (GO): GTPase activator activity
Source: RefSeq, a predicted model, not a curated record